AUGGCUGCCGGAGUAAUACAAAGUCUAAGCAAGUUUAGGCUCCCCGCGGCCUUCCAGCCUUCGUUCCUACCUGCCGCAGCCUGCCAGGAGAUGAUUUUCCAAGAUUUCUCCGAGGAGGAAGAAAUGGAGGAGGGUGAGGAAGAAGAAGAGGAAGAAGAGAGGGAGGAUAUGGAACCAGCGGGCAGGCUUCCCGGCUGUAGCGCCGGCAGAGGGGAACAGGCCACUGGUGCCGUCUGCAGCCCGCGCGACACGGAAAUGACACUGCAGCUCCUUCGGUUUGCAGAGCGCAUCAGCGGCGAUAUCCAGAGAUAUUUUGGAAGGAAGAGCAAAGAAGAAGAUUCGGAUUCCUGCAACAUCUAUCAGGACUGUUGCUCCCCUCGGUUGUCGGGGAGGGUGCUGUACUACACCGACCUGGUCAGGAUUUCUCAGAGCUGGGAGUCCGGACAAGACGAGGGCUGUUUGGACUCCUCUAAGCCUCCGCCACAGCCAGACCGCGAGCUGUGGAGGUCUUUCUGCAGCCAAGAUGAAGCCGAGAAACUGGGGCCGCUGACGGAGCUCUUUGAAUAUGGCCUGGGCAGGUACGUCAAGGAGCAAGUCUCCCCCGACAACAAGAAGCUGAGCCUGGACAGGAAGUAUGCCCACGUGGCACCCAUGCACAGCAGGAAACUGCCCCAGUCCUUCUGGAAGGAGCCAUCCUUUGGCACCAUGUGCAUACUCAACGGCAACCCCCCAGAUUUUAGUGACCUUCUGGCCAACUGGACUUCCGAAACCAGCCAGGAAGAACUUAACGCCAUCCGAGAGCAGGCUAGCGAGGCUAACAGGCGGGUGGUGGAUGCUGACCAUUUUAGUGGCCUAUGA
Molecule: messenger RNA, 858 nt
Organism: Elgaria multicarinata webbii
Lineage: Eukaryota; Metazoa; Chordata; Lepidosauria; Squamata; Anguidae
Gene: PERCC1
Product: proline and glutamate rich with coiled coil 1
Exons: 1
Coding region: 1-858 (285 amino acids)
Source: RefSeq, a predicted model, not a curated record